AGUACACAUGAUGCGUUGAAAGAGGAGGUAGUUCUUCAUUUCAAUCAGUUGUGUAUUGAGUUCUCUAUUUUUCUUUUUUUUCGGGGAGUGGGGAAUAAUGAAAGAGGUCUUCCGACAAAGCGGACAACAACAUGAACGGCGCGCUGUAUAUUUCGUUUUUCCAAGGCCAACUCGAAUCUGCACUGGAGCAGGUAGUGCAACUCGCCGUUCAGGAAAUAACCAAGACUGUUGGUGCCACCUUGAAUUCUAUGUUGAUGGAAACGACUGCAAAGGACCAAGAAAACCAACGACUGAGGCUGAAGCUGCAGUCGACAGACUCUGAAUGUAAUGUAAAAAGACAUGGCAAACCUGCCACUUUCAAAGGCGGGAGAGAAACGACUAUGGCCAGCGAGGAAACAAAGCCGGAGCAACACACCCCCAGCCCAAGUCGAGAGCGCAGCAUGCAGGCAGACGCUCUCAGGAUUGAGCAAAAAGGACGAGCAGUGGGUCAGCUGAAAGCGGUGAUGGAACAGGUGCUGGAGUUUGCUGUGACUGAGCUGACUAAGAUCGUGGAGGACAGCUUUGACGACCUGGUCCUGGAGAUGACCAAGGUGGAGCACGAGAACGACUCCUUGAGCAAUCGGCUGCUGCGGACGGGAAAGAAGUGUCGCAACGACAGCGACUCUGGCAGCAAAAGCGACAGUGCCGUGGAGGAGAAGCGCGGCGGCGUCACCACGGGGAAGAGGGAGUCGGACAACGACAAUGAUUCCGACUCGCCGGGAAGUUCGGAAGGCACACGCCAAGAGGUGCCCAGAGUCUCCGAACGUGCUGCCAAAAUCACCCGAGCCAAACAGCAGGUUGCAAACGACGCCACAAAUGACACAGACAAGCAGAAAGUGUUAGCCGUGGCUCAGGACUGGGUGCCCAUCCUGGACAAGGUCUUUGGUCAGAAGUGGUGCAGCGACGCGUGGCACAUCAAAGAGGUGGCGUCGGUGGUGAAGGCCGAGGGCAAUGCCGACAUCGCGCUCAGCCCGCUCGGUCCGGGCCAGGCCUCGGGCAUCGACGCCCUCAUCCGCGAGACCCUGCAGCCCACCCUGCCCCCCACCGGCCCCAGAGAACCCAACACGGGCCAGUCCCAGUGGCUGCAGCCGGAAGACCUCGAGGUGCUAUCCCCACCCCCCGAACAUCAGACGGUCCCCGUGGUCAGCAGCCCCACAGGUGGCGUGCCUGAUUUGACAUCCCCCUCCAUGCUGCACAGGCUGCUGACACUCCCUUCCCAGCUGCUAGAGGGCGACGAAGAGUCGAGCGAGGGGCUACCUGUGCUCUCCGAGGCUCCUGGCAGCACUACCGAGGCCUUUGAAACAGCCAUCUCUCCAGGGCCCACCGCCACCCCUCCCACCCUGACAGCAGAAGAAGAGGUUGUAGCGGAGGAGGAGGAAGAGAUGGAAGAAGAGGAGGAAGACGAAGGGGACAAAAGUUCAGACACGGACCACUGUUUCUCACCCAGAGGCCCCCCCCGGGGACCUGCCAGGAAGUCGCACGGCUGCAAGCAGUGCGGGAAGCGCUUCGCCCGGGCACACCUGCUGAAGGCUCACCAGCAGACACAUGAGCUGGGCUCAGCCCUCCGCUGCUCGGAGUGCGGCAAGCGCUUUACACACACGUCCCGGCUGCAGGCCCACCUGCGCACACACCGCGAACACCACACCAGAGGACGACGAGACCCUCAGCACUGAGGGCCAACCAACACAAAAGUUCAAAAAAAAGGAAAAAUCCACAGAGGUUAACUUUUACAGUGUUUUUUGUUUGUUUUGUUUGUUUUUUUAUUAUUUGUUUUUGUUUUUACAUCUAACUGUGAGUUUUGUGCGUCUCCACACAUGUAAAAGAAAAGGAGAAAAUGAGAGGGAGAGAGCAACGUAUGGCAAAAUGACGGUGAAGUGCUUUCCUGAGGAUGAAGUGAGCCUUGCACCAUUUUGCCCUGGGAGCAGAAGAACACAGCCCUAUUUUUGUCUUCUGCUAAGGUACUCUGUUCUUUGGAGCGGAUUGGUGUUAGGAGUUCAAUGCUACCUGCUGUGACUUUUUUUGUUUUUCUAUUUUUUUUUUAAUCAUUUGGAGCCUGCUAAAAUGCCACCAGUGUCAAAGUCGUAGAUUCUGAUGCUGCCAAGUGGAAUAGCAAUGUGAGACAUGGCCAUUUAAAAGUAAUGUGCAUGAAAGCACAGGAGGAAUCAUGGCUUAGUGCCAUGAAAGGAUGGGCAAUGAAGUGACCUUUUUAAGAGAGGGAAGAAUGCAAGAAUGAAAGAUUCCAAAUCUUAAACAAAAUCUCUAUUUUCGUCCCCCCUUACUAAAACAAAUGGCCCAAAAAGUGUACCUAGUAUAUGGCGUUUGACGCGUGCUUGAUUUCGUUUUUCGUAAUCAAAUAAUUCCCUAUAGGCCGUACAGGUCUCAUUUGCCUCAAAACAAAGAGUCACUCUUGUUUGUGAAUUGUUCUCACAGUGUUCACAGUGGCUUUCCAAAAGUUGAAGUAGCACAGUUUAAAAAAUGAAUGUGAAUCACGUUUGCCAUCUCCAGUAGCACAGCUUUAUAGCUGUGACUUACAUUUGACAAGGCAUAUGUGCCUACAGAGGGAAAAGUCAGCAAUGGAGUUAACAUUAGCCAUGUACAGAGGCAUUGACAUGUUUUUUGUUGCCCACCUCUGAAUGUGAUAUUAUAACAAUAUUAUUGAAUGAACCAGGGAUUUCUAUUAAUUGUAGUAAAAUACACAAUCCACUUUUUACAGUCGCCAAUGACACAAACAACUUUUUUUUUGUAUGGAGCAGAAAUACCUCAUAAAUAACAGAAUUUCACAUGCUAACUUGGAUGAAAGGGAACACUUUUUUUCUUUUUUUUCCUCCUUUUUUUCCAAUUUGUGAAGUGCUUGGCUACACAGCACAACUGUAUACUGGCCAUGGAUUUAGUAGAUGGCCUGUGAUAUCUCUAUGACUGACUUGGCCAUUCAAGGACCCCCACAGCAACUGCUGGGGCUGCACAAGAAUUGUAGUUUGUUGUGUAUAUUUGACGGAAGUCAACAAACCCCAGACAUGAGGCACAACGAAGAAGUCUAAAGGGGUAAAACGAAAAGUGAACAUGACUACAACAGGCUCGAAGAAAUGCUACUGUAUCUUCAGCGGUCGCUGAGGUGACAUGCUGUCGUCUGCGGUCUUGUUGAUGUAGAGUCAAGAACCUUUGUCUUCUUUGCGUCUCUCUUUAGUGCUUAAAUGAGCAUUGUUUUUUGUUUGUUUUUAUAUUUCUGUUUCUCAAUUUUGGG
This is a messenger RNA of Engraulis encrasicolus (European anchovy), 3280 nucleotides long. RefSeq names its product zinc finger protein 526. Lineage: Eukaryota; Metazoa; Chordata; Actinopteri; Clupeiformes; Engraulidae. The transcript is spliced from 4 exons. The record is from RefSeq and is a predicted model, not a curated record. Bases 132 to 1712 code for a protein of 526 amino acids.